Sorghum bicolor (sorghum) is the source of this 1575-nucleotide messenger RNA. Its product is annotated as non-structural maintenance of chromosomes element 1 homolog. The record is from RefSeq and is a predicted model, not a curated record. Gene Ontology annotation, biological process: DNA damage tolerance; double-strand break repair via homologous recombination. Gene Ontology annotation, cellular component: nucleus; Smc5-Smc6 complex. Gene Ontology annotation, molecular function: ubiquitin-protein transferase activity. The coding region runs from base 168 to 1238 and encodes 356 amino acids. NCBI's taxonomy places the organism in Eukaryota, Viridiplantae, Streptophyta, Magnoliopsida, Poales, Poaceae. The transcript has 6 exons.
UCGCUCUUCCCGCGAAAACCUAAUUCCACCGCCCAAAAAUCCCCACGAAAACCGAUUCCGCUUCCGCUUCCGCACCCACCCACCUCCUCUCCUCAUCCCUCUCCCCUCCGACCUCUCGUCUCCCAUCCGGUUGCCGAGCGAGCGAGCGUGAGAGAGAAAGAGGGGCCAUGGCGCCGCUAUCGUGGCGGCACCACACCCUGCUGCAGGCGCUGCUCACGCGGGGCCCGCUCUCGGACCGCGACUUCCGCGCCGUCUUCGCCGCCGUCUCCGGCAAGAAACCCGCUACCCAUCAGCAGCUGUUCAAUGAUACACUUCUCAAGCUCAACAAGGAGUUAGCAUACCUGCAGUUUGAGUUGCGAGCAUGCAUGAACCAGUAUGAUGGAGUGGUGUACUAUGGAGUAGUAAAUAACAUUGUCGAUGACGAAUCAAAGCUCGGAACAAAGUAUUCUGUGCCACAAGUUGCAUACUACAAAGGGCUGUUAGAAGCAUUUAUUCAGGAAGCUGGAAAUGAUGGGAGCAUAACCAGUAUUGAUGCUCUCCAUGUGCGGCUUGACAACCAGGUCAUAAUUUUAGAUGGAGGUUCACAUGACAGCCAAUCUCGCCUUCCAUCUUGCAUUACGGACUUCAAACUGAGCCAGAAAGAGAAAACUAUUGAUGAACUGGUAUGGGAUCGAUGGCUAUCAUACACCUCCACAGGCAAGAUUGGUCUAGGCAUCAGAUCAUUUCUUGAUCUUCGAGGCUGGUUCCGUGCGAAUGAUAUCCCAUUGUGCGUUGUCUGCAAUGAAGCUUGUAUCAAGGCUACAAGUUGCCCUAAUGAGGGAUGCAACAUAAGAAUUCAUGAGUACUGUUUGAAGAAGAAAUUCUCCCAGCGAAAGGCUUCAAGAGCCUGUCCUGGCUGUGGCACUGAAUGGCCCCGUCAGGAAGGCGAAGUCGAUGGUGACGAUGAUGCAAACGAGCCUGGUGAAGAUGGAACUGCAUCAGCCAACCGUUCUUUGAGGAAGAGACGCAAGGGAGUGAAAGCUGAACUGGUGGAGGAUCGUUCUUCGAGGAAGAGACGCAAGGGAGUGAAAGCUGAACUGGUGGAAGAUAUUCACAAUGCAGGGCCAUUAACGGCGGCGGUUCCUAGGAGGUCGAGGAGCAUGAGAAGAGUGAAAGCCGAAGCAGUCGAAGCCACUCAAGAGGUGUUGUCUGCAGGGCCUUCCAAGGCGGCCAGAGCUUCCAAAGGAAGGAAGAAGUGAAUGGUGCGGGCUCAUGGAUGAUAGGUAGUGAGAUUGCAGGCUCUCUUUUGUCGUGUACAUACGGUUGAUGGUUGCACCUGGUGGUAGUAGAUGGUCCUUUUGGGUGUGGUGAGGGAAGGCUGCUGCCUUCUAGUUGUUGUGGCCUAAUAUGUAUAGCCUCUACAAACUCGUAGAGCUUAUUUUCUGUCAUCUGACAGUAACAGAUCAACCUAGACUGGUAGAACCAAUCCUGUGCUGGUACUUGUUUGGAAUUAGUGACCAUAUUAGAGCACUGAAAAGCUUGAGCAAGGGAUUAUCUUGUCGCUUGUUAGUUCUAGAUUCAGUCAUGCUGUUCUGA